AUGGAGCUGAUUUCUUCGGCGGAAGGCCGCUUCGUAACAGAUGGCGUGGCGCAAAAUCUGCGCGCGGAUGGGCGCGCGCGGGAAGUCUUCCGCCCGUUCAGCCUAGACACUGGAGUUAUCCCGCAGGCAACCGGGUCGGCGAGGCUGCGACUGGGCGCCACGCACAUACUGGCUUGUGUGAAGGCGGAGAUAGGGUCACCGCCAGCAGGGCGGCCGUGGGGUGGGCGCAUAGAGGUGUCCGUGGACUGCUCGCCCACUGCCACGCCUGCCUUCCGGGGCAGAGGAGGCGAGGAGCUGUCGCAGGAGCUGACACGGGUGCUUGAGAGGUCGUUUUUAGGAGGCGCAGAUGGCUCAGGCGCGGCGGUGGAGCUGGGGCAGCUGAUGCUGGUGGAGCGCAAGAGCUGCUGGGUGCUGUACCUGGACGCACUAGUGCUCAACAUGGACGGCAACCUCGUUGACGCCCUCUCCAUCGCCUUCAAGGCGGCAUUGAGCAACAGUGUGCUGCCCAAGGUGGAGGUGGUGAUGGGGGAGGGUGAGGACGGGGAGCCGGAGCUAGAGGUGGUGGAUGACCCAGAUGAGGGAGUGCCUCUUGACACCUCCUCCACGCCCAUCAUUGUCACUCUCAAUAGACUGGGGAAGCAUGUGAUAGUGGAUGCCACGCCAGAGGAGGAGGCAGUGGCAGAGGCAUCACUAUGUGUAGCAGUGAGGCCAGAUGGCAGGAUUGUGAGUGCCACCAAGGGGGGCAAUGCGGGGGUGCACCCCUCAGUGCUCUCUGAGAUGCUUGACACGUCCAACCGCGUAGCCAUGUCGUUACACCGCCAGGUCGAUGCUGCCAUGGCUGCUGCAGCCGGGUCGAGAAAAAACUGA
Messenger RNA from Closterium sp. Naga37s-1, 867 nucleotides. NCBI's taxonomy places the organism in Eukaryota, Viridiplantae, Streptophyta, Zygnematophyceae, Desmidiales, Closteriaceae. The record is from the annotation of a GenBank genome assembly.